AUGUCGAAACUCUCACCGACACUCAAAGCGCUGAUCAACGCGACACACGCAAAGCCCGAUAUGCUACGGGCACCGCCCAACAUCCGCAAGACGUUCUCGCGUAUCGCCGAGUCGGCGGCGCGCAAGAACGUCGGACUACCGGCAUGGGUCACCAUCUCAGCCGCGACGACGAUGACACUGAACUCCCCGUCAUCUCUCGUCGAGCUCUACCACUACACCCAGUCGCUCCCCAACGCCCCACCGGGGCCCCAGGCGAUCGAACUGAUCCGCGAAGUCGGGCUGAAAUGCAUAUCCUUCAACGGGAUCCCGCGCUCGAUCAACUGCCUGGGCGCGUUCCGCGAGGGCCUGCCCCAGGACGUGUUCAAGCAGGUCCAGCCGCCGCCGUCGCGACAGCUCACGCCGCAAAACCUGCAGGACCGCCUGAAAAACGGGUGGAACCUGUGGGCGUCGGUGUACUACCCGUUCGAGCACAAGCUGUACGACAAGCUGGCAGCCUCGCACCCGAACCUGCCCGUGCACAUCCUCAACGCGCACUACGGCACGCUGCUCGCAAACCCGCCCACCCCCGAGACGUCUGUGAAUGUCGGGCGCGUCUUGACUUCCCUUGUCGCCAUUUCGUGCUUACGGUCCCAGACCGGCGUCGGCCCACAGGUCGUCAGCCACUGCUUUGGGCUGCGUAAGGCGUUCGAGGAUGGCUCCGCCGAGAAGGACGUCGAGGGCGGCGAGUGGCUCGCCACCGACGAGGGCAACCAGUGGAUCCUAAACGCCGUCGACGAGAUUGUCCAAGCCUUGAGCGAGGGCGCCGGCACCACCUUCGCUCCCGGCUACAAGGCGGCUGAUACGCCCAGGGCCAAGUUGUAG
Messenger RNA from Exophiala aquamarina CBS 119918, 861 nucleotides. RefSeq lists its product as uncharacterized. NCBI's taxonomy places the organism in Eukaryota, Fungi, Ascomycota, Eurotiomycetes, Chaetothyriales, Herpotrichiellaceae. The transcript has a single exon. Bases 1 to 861 code for a protein of 286 amino acids. The record is from RefSeq and is a predicted model, not a curated record.